Messenger RNA from Colletotrichum karsti, 2721 nucleotides. RefSeq names its product bacterial alpha-l-rhamnosidase domain protein. Lineage: Eukaryota; Fungi; Ascomycota; Sordariomycetes; Glomerellales; Glomerellaceae. The record is from RefSeq and is a predicted model, not a curated record. Bases 1 to 2721 code for a protein of 906 amino acids. Gene Ontology annotation, biological process: carbohydrate metabolic process. The transcript has 2 exons.
AUGUUCGCGACCUUAUGGCCGUGCAAGAUGGCCACAGUCACCGACGUCCAGUUCGAGCACUACCGCAGACCGAAUGCUAUUGGCAUACACGAGACGAGGCCAAGAAUAUCUUGGAAGUUCACGAAUGCGUCGACUGAGUAUCAACAGCAGGCACACGAAGUUGAAUUAUCGCACUGGACAACCGGCAAGACUGGUCUGCAAGUAACGGCAGUGAAAUCGAUCUCAAGAACACACAUCCUCGUCCCUUGGCCGUUCGAGAAACCACUACAGUCUCGACAGAGAUUGUCCAUCCGUGUCAGAGUUUGGGACGAUGAGGGACAGUUGACGGCGUGGAGCGAGCCGUCGUACCUGGAAGUCGGCCUUCUCGACCGUCAAGACUGGCAAUGCGAACGCAUCGCCGCACCUUGGGGACCGGGCACCUCUGCCCCUGAGCCAGAGCAGCUAUUCCGCAAAGAGUUCGCCCUUCACGGCUCAGUGAUACAGGCUCGUUUGUACAUCACGUCGCAAGGUGUUUACGAAGCUGAGGUCAAUGGUCAUCGCGUCGGCGAUCAUUUUCUGGCGCCAGGUUGGACUUCAUAUGACGGGAGACUCCAGUACCAGACAUACGAUGUCAAAGAUCUUCUCAACGGAGACAAUCCAGACAACUGCAUCGGGGUUCGGGUUGCAGAAGGCUGGUUUUCUGGCAGGAUAGGAUUUGAGGGCGGCCAUCGCAACAUCUGGGGCACUCACACAUCCCUCAUCGCCCAGUUAGAGCUCGUGUACUCUGAUGGUCGAAAACAGGUCGUUGGGUCUGAUAGCUCUUGGUCUGUUACCAAAGGACCUAUCAGGCUCGCAGAGAUCUAUGACGGAGAGAAGUAUGACGCAACACUGGAGAUUCCCGACUGGUCAUCUCCUCUGGAAGCCCCGACUGAUUCCGACGUUUGCUGGGAUUCUGUCAUUAUCCUUCCAUUCCUGUCAAAGUCUACACAGCUUAUGGCUGGGUAUGGCGAGCCGGUCCGAAGAAUUGAAGUCAUCAAGCCUCUCACCAAGAUUAUCACUCCCUCGGGAAAGACCAUCAUCGAUUUCGGUCAGAAUCUGGUUGGAUAUCUCCGAUUGUCGAACAUCAAGGGCCCCCGCGGCCACAAAAUCACACUUUCACACGCGGAGGUGCUAGAGAAUGGAGAGCUGGGAACACGACCAUUGAGAAUCUGCAAAGCUAUCGAUGAGUACACUCUCAAAGGAGCUGCUGAAGGUGAAGUCUAUGAGCCGAGGUUCACAUUUCACGGAUUCAGAUAUGCACAGAUAGACGGAUGGGUCAGCAACUACGAUGUCACGUCUUCAGUUGAGGCAGUCGUCUGCCACACCGAUAUGAGUCCAGUAGGGUCAUUCUCAUGCUCCGAUGGCCUUCUCAACAAGCUAUAUCAGAAUGUUACCUGGGGUAUGCGUGGAAACUUCCUCUCGGUACCCACAGACUGCCCUCAACGAGACGAGAGAUUGGGUUGGUCAGGAGACUUGGCCCUGUUUGCGCCCACAGCCUCUCUCAUAUACGACUGUUACGGGAUGCUGAAAAACUGGCUCAAUGACGUUGAGUAUGAUCAGGGUGUCCUGGGUGGCGUUCCGCCCAUGGUCAGUCCGAACGCGACCCUACCGGAUCCUGUUUGGUGUAGGAGAAUUCCGUGCGCCAUCUGGCAUGAUGUUACCAUUCUUGGACCUUGGGUUCUUUAUCUGGACACCGGCGAUGAGAGCAUUCUUGCUCAGCAGUACAACAGCAUGUUGACUUGGAUGAAGGUAUUGCCCCGGAACAAAACCGGUGCCACACAUCUAUGGGAUACGUCUGAUUGGCUCGAUCCCGCUGCACCUCCUGACGCUCCGUGGAAGUCCCCAACUGAUGCCAAAAUGGUUGCCAACAUGUUCCUCAUCCAAAGUCUAAGACUUAUGGACCGCAUAUCAGGAAUUCUUGGGCAAGAAGAUAAGAGAGCAAAGUUUGAAAAGGAGGCGAAAGCAGCCUUGUCGCAGUUCCACGAAGAGUAUGUAACUCAAACCGGGCGCAUGGUAUCGGAUACGCAGGCCGCAUAUGCUCUUGCCAUUUGUCUAGACAUCCUCACUCCGACGCAGAAGGUCAGGGCUGGCAAGAGACUUGUAGAGCUUGUGCGAAAGAACAACUUCAAGAUUGCAACUGGCUUCGCCGGAACCCCAUUCCUCUGUGAGGCGUUGUUCGUCACCGGCAACGUUCAGGUCGCAUACAGCAUGCUUCUGGAGAAGGGGUGCCCAUCUUGGCUGUAUCCCAUCACCAUGGGCGCGACGACGGUGUGGGAAAGGUGGGAUUCAAUGCUGCCGAAUGGAAGCAUCAAUCCGGGCGAGAUGACUUCGUUCAACCACUACACGUUUGGAGCCAUUGCCAAGUUCCUCUUCGAAAGAGUCGCGGGACUUCAACGGCUUGAACCGGGGUGGGCGAGAUGCCGGGUGGCACCGACGGUAGGAGCCGAAUUCUCGCACGCGUCCGCGUCGCAUCUGAGUAGAUAUGGCACAGUUUCAUGCUCCUGGCGAAUUUCAAAGAGUCAGUACGGAGCAGAGACGAUGCAGGUAAAUGUCUCAGUGCCCUACGGAGUGAUCGCCGAAGUUGUUUUACCAGACAGGGCGGGAGAGAAGCUGGAGGUGGUAGGGGUCGGAGAAUGGGAAUUUCAGGCCGAGGUUAUCAGAGACUACGAAUGGCCUGUUUUACCGUUGAAACCAAAGUCUUAG